AUGGACAUCCGCUACGGCCAGGAGUCGGGAGCAGAGAUGGUGCUGAAGAAUGGACUGAAGGAAGGCAAGGAGGGCAAAGACUCUCAGGGAAGCCUUUCCAAAAUGCUCCUGAAGGAACAGCAGGAGUCCUUUAGCCCGUCUGGAGCCAUGGAUAACUGUGAGAAAAGCCGCGCCAGCUCGGGGGAUCCGGACUACUGCCGGAGGAUUUUGGUGCGAGAUGCUAAAGGUUCCAUCCGAGAGAUCAUUCUGCCCAAAGGUCUGGAUCUGGAUCGACCCAAGCGGACCAGAACCUCUUUUACGGCCGAGCAGCUGUACCGACUGGAGAUGGAGUUCCAGCGCUGUCAGUACGUCGUGGGCCGAGAGAGAACCGAACUCGCCCGUCAGCUCAACCUGUCCGAGACUCAGGUGAAGGUGUGGUUCCAAAACCGGCGCACCAAGCAGAAGAAGGACCAGGGGAAGGACGCGGAGCUGCGCUCGGCCGCGCACUCCGAGACGGCGGCCACGUGCAGCGUGCUUCGCCUGCUGGAGCAGGGCCGCCUGCUCACGCCUCCGGGCAUGCAGGGUCUGCUGCCCCACUGCGCCAGCUCCUCCCUGGGCCUCGCCGCUAACGGAGGAUCCUCCGGCAGUGGCCCGGCCGCGGCUUCCAGGAGCCCCCCGCUGCCCGCUAUGACUGGCUCUAGCACUCUGUCCGGCGCCCACCACGGGCUCUUCAGCUUCCCCAUGCCGACGCUGCUGGGCGCCGUGGCGUCGCGGAUCUCCUCGGCGCCGCUGGGCAUGGCCGGUUCUCUGGCCGGGAACCUGCAGGAACUGUCGGCCCGCUACCUGAGCUCCUCGGCCUUCGAGCCGUACUCGCGGACCAACGGCAAAGAGGACAAGAAAGUUUUGGAAUAGUUGUUUUGUUUAUUUUUAUUUUAUUUCUGAUCAUUGAAGCUUGUUUA
Messenger RNA from Trichomycterus rosablanca, 938 nucleotides. It is a transcript of the gene vax1, whose product is annotated as ventral anterior homeobox 1. NCBI's taxonomy places the organism in Eukaryota, Metazoa, Chordata, Actinopteri, Siluriformes, Trichomycteridae. The transcript is spliced from 3 exons. The record is from RefSeq and is a predicted model, not a curated record. Gene Ontology annotation, biological process: regulation of transcription by RNA polymerase II; brain development; neuron differentiation. Bases 1 to 891 code for a protein of 296 amino acids. Gene Ontology annotation, molecular function: DNA-binding transcription factor activity, RNA polymerase II-specific; RNA polymerase II cis-regulatory region sequence-specific DNA binding. Gene Ontology annotation, cellular component: nucleus.